Messenger RNA from Camelina sativa (false flax), 2628 nucleotides. Its product is annotated as putative LRR receptor-like serine/threonine-protein kinase PAM74. Gene Ontology annotation, molecular function: protein binding; protein kinase activity; ATP binding. The record is from RefSeq and is a predicted model, not a curated record. Gene Ontology annotation, biological process: protein phosphorylation. NCBI's taxonomy places the organism in Eukaryota, Viridiplantae, Streptophyta, Magnoliopsida, Brassicales, Brassicaceae.
AUGGAGAAUUCUUGUUGUUUUUUGCUAGUGUUGUUCGGAUCUUUCGCCAUUUCUCAUCUUGUUCAAGCUCAGGAUCAACUAGGAUUCAUCAGUUUGGAUUGCGGGCUACCUGAUACCGAACUGUCUCCUUAUACCGAGGGAUCAACCGGAUUAAGGUUCUCAUCGGAUGCAAAGUAUAUCAAGACUGGUCAAAUUGGUAAAAUUAAUACAACUCUUGAGUUUCUUGAGCCACACAAGACGAUGAGAUAUUUUCCGGAAGGGAAGCGGAACUGCUAUAAUCUGAACGUUGAGAAGGACAGAAGAUAUUUGAUCAGGGCCACAUUCAUAUACGGAAACUACGACGGCCUUAAAACUAACCCGCAGUUUGAACUGCAUCUAGGCCCUAAUCUAUGGACACCAAUAGAUUUGGUAAAAUCUUCGAGUGGCACAUUUGUAGAGCUCCUUCACGUUUCGACAUCAAACUCGUUGCAGAUAUGUCUUGUUAAGAAUGGGACGACCACACCGCUAAUAUCGGCUUUGGAACUACGUCCGCUUCACAACGAUGCUUAUGUCACAAAGUCUGGUUCCUUGAAGCUCUUCACUCGUAAUUACUUCCACGGGAAAACUGGAUCUAUACGGUACCCAACUGAUAUCUAUGAUCGUCGAUGGGGUGCAUUUACGAUCUCGUAUUGGAUCCAGCUUUCGACUAGCCUCCUUGUGGACAAUAGAAACGCUUAUUUUCCACCGAAAGAUACACUGGAAGAGGCUGCCACGCCUAGAAAUUUAAGUGCACCAUUGAGGUUUGUUUGGCGUUCGGAUAAUCCUAAAGAGCAGUUUUACGUGUACAGUCACUUCGCUGAGUUGCAAGAUUUAGGUAGCAAUGAAACAAGGGAAUUUGACAUGUUCUGGGAUGGAAAUAAUUUUGGCGACAAUAUCAUUCCUCCAAAGCUUAAGUUACUUACUUGGCCUACAAUAAACCCAAUGAGUUGCACUGGAGGGAAAUGCAUUUUCGAGUUGGUAAAAACUGUAAAUUCAACACUUCCUCCUUUACUUAACGCUGUUGAAGUUUUCACAGUUGUCGAGUUUCCACAAGCGGGAACAAAUGAAAGCGACGUGCUUGCUAUAACAAAUAUCGAAGCAACAUACGGAUUGAGUAGAAUUAGCUGGCAAGGAGAUCCAUGCGUCCCUCAAGAGUAUGCAUGGGACGGUUUGAACUGUAGCAGCAUUAAUAUGUCUACACCACCAAGAAUCACUUCCUUAAACUUGUCUUCAAGCGGGUUAAAUGGAACUAUAGCAGCUGGUCUUCAAAAUCUAACGCACUUAGUAAAACUGGACUUGUCGUAUAAUAAUUUGACUGGAGGGGUUCCGGAGUUUCUAGGAAACAUGAAAUCGUUGCGGUUCAUAAACCUAAGAGGAAACGAUCUUAAUGGUUCAAUUCCUCAAUCUCUUCGAAGGAAAGGACUAGAAUUAUUGAUUAAAGGAAAUCCUAAGCUUUUCCCCUCUGUUUCGCCUACAAAACCACCUAAUAAUAUCAAGGAAUUUCCAACGGCGAUUGUUGUAUCAGUUGUUUCUGUGGCCAUCAUCAUUGUUAUAUUGAUCAUUUUUCUUGUACUCAGAAAUAAAAAACCAUUGACUACGGAAGUAUACUUUCUUUACCCUACAGCUCUACAAACACCAAGGAGCCCAACAAAGAGAAGGUUUACUUACUCAGAGGUUGUGGAAAUGACGAACAACUUGGAAACAGUAUUAGGAAAAGGUGGAUUCGGUAUUGUCUGUCACGGUAUACUAAAUGGUUCUGAACAUGUAGCAGUUAAAGUGCUCUCUCAAUCAUCAACUCAAGGCUAUAAGCAAUUCAAGGCAGAGGUUGAUCUUCUUCUGAGAGUUCACCAUACGAAUUUGGUGAGCCUCGUCGGAUACUGCGAUGAUGGAGAUCACUUGGCUCUCAUUUACGAGUAUCUGCCCAAUGGAGAUUUAAGACAACAUCUAUCUGGAAAAGACACCAAGUCUAUUAUCAGCUGGCGCAAUCGGCUAAGAAUAGCUUUGGAGGCUGCACUAGGAUUGGAAUAUUUACAUUCUGGAUGCACACCUCCGAUGGUUCAUAGAGAUGUCAAAACUACAAAUAUAUUGUUGGACGAGCAGUUUAAGGCCAAGCUUGCUGACUUUGGGAUGUCGAGAUCUUUUCCAGUUGGAGGUGAAUCUCAUGUUUCGACAAUGGUUGUUGGUACUCUUGGAUACCUUGAUCCUGAAUAUUACCAUACAAGUAGGUUGAGUGAGAAGAGCGACGUGUACAGCUUCGGGAUUGUGUUAUUGGAAAUGAUCACAAACCAAUCAGUGAUUGACCAAACACGCGAAAAGCCUCACAUAACAGAAUGGGUGAGAUUUGAGCUUAACCGAGGAGAUAUUACUAGGAUCAUGGAUCCAAACCUAUACGGAGAUUACAACUCACGUUCUGUUUGGAGAGCUAUUGAGCUAGCAAUGUCAUGUGCGAAUCAGUCUUCAGCAAGACGACCAGACAUGUCUGAAGUUGUAACCGAACUAAAAGAGUGUCUUGUGUCUCAAAACUCGGGGGAAAAUGUGAAGAUGGAGUCUCAGAGUUCUAUCAAUGUGAGCAUGAGCUUUGACACAGAGAUGUUUCCUAGUGCAAGAUAA